This is a messenger RNA of Phyllopteryx taeniolatus (common seadragon), 5971 nucleotides long. RefSeq names its product Bardet-Biedl syndrome 10 (gene bbs10). Gene Ontology annotation, molecular function: ATP binding. The transcript has 9 exons. Lineage: Eukaryota; Metazoa; Chordata; Actinopteri; Syngnathiformes; Syngnathidae. Gene Ontology annotation, biological process: chaperone-mediated protein complex assembly. The record is from RefSeq and is a predicted model, not a curated record. The coding region runs from base 600 to 2498 and encodes 632 amino acids.
UGGCCCCCGCGAGAGAAGAUCAAGUGGGUCGCCACUCGCAAGACAGUCUGGUGCAAGUGGGAGGGAGGGGGGAAAAAACAACCUGGUGACGACACGCAGCAUACUCCCACUCAGCAGGUUUUUGGCCUCCAGAAUCACCACAGUCAGCUUCCCUGCUGUUGGAACAUACCUCAAGGACAAACAAAUGUCUCCGAGCCGCUCGCUCUAAAACACAGAAAGAGAGAUCCCGCCACUCCUGCAGCGACUGGCUGAAGUCCACACUGCUCAUCGGUAUUUUCACCACCCCGAUGGCAUCGUGCUUGGAGAAGCGGUCAAAGUCAUACACGUGGAAGCCGGAUGUUGACUGUACAACUGCGUCUGACCGAGCUGUGACAUGGAGGGCAAAGGGGAGCAUCACGCGUGAGGACGUGUGUGCACGCUGCUCCACAGAGGUCACAGCCAUACGCCAAGAGCUUUUCCUCAUUUCGGUCACAGGUGAGCUGAAGCAUAUCCGAGCUGACUUUGGUAAAAGAGAGGAAGAUGAGGAUGAAGAGGAGGAGGAGGAGAGGGGAUGACAGGACCGGACAGGACAGGCGGAGGACAAGCAUGUGUGCGUAGAAAUGCCACGAGUGCAGCGCCUUCACCAGAAACAUGUCAUGCAGGCGGCGUGCGCGCUGGAGGCCGUCGUCCUCCGCAUCUUUGGUCCCGAAGGAGGACAGGUGCUGUUCACCCGAGACAACGGACAUGUGAUGUUGAGCCGCAGUGGGACGCGCAUUCUCACGGCGCUACGACUUGACCAUCCACUCGCCAGGAUGAUGGUUGAGUGCGUCUGGAAGCACAGCGGGAAAACAGGGGAUGGAUCCAAGUCAUUUAUCCUUCUCUUGGCAUCAUUGCUACGUACCAUUUACACCGUAGCAUCUAAGGAGCUCAACGGAUCUCGUGUCUAUAACUCAAGGGAAGUAGCCGAGUCUGCCACUGCCAGGCGCUUGGCUGACCAAACGUUGGCUUUUGCAUUGGAGGAGCUGGAGGAUCUUAUCGCUGUCGCAGUGGCUCCUUAUGGAUUCUGUCUGUCAGUGAAGAAUUUAACUGCAAGCACACAAUCUGCAUCUCACUCGGAUGGGAUUUAUGUUGAAAAGUUGAUAGCAUCUUUCUUUCAUACUCGUUUGGGUUUUGCCCACUGUGACUUCAUGGGCGAGCUCAUUUUCAAACUGCUCGCCAACUGGAGCUGUAAAACUGACAAAUCUUCGAGAUCGGACAACCCCAGGAGUUUUCAGGGUAAUUUGUAUGUGAACUCAAAUGGCUGUAAGGCAGAUUUAUCUUCCUCAUCACUCCAGUUUCUAAAUGACAAUUUCCCUGCUCUGCAUACGCUGGUGUCUGGCUUUCCUGUCAGCUGUUCACGUUUGAUAGAGGGACAAGUCAUUCACAGGGACUUUGCAACACACUACCAUGGCAGUCACCAGCAUCCAGUCAAGGCAGUGUUUUUUACCAUUUCACUGCAACCCAAAUGGCUAAACGCAAGCGACACACUGGAGAUUGGGAACGGAAUACACAGCAAAAGCAUCAUGCACUUUAGUGCCUGGGCGGAAAGCUCACUGGAACAUAUUUUUGCCACCCUUCAAUCUCUUGGAGUCUCUGUCCUGCUGUCUGCGGUCAAACAGUCUGACGCCGUCCUGACUUUAGCAACACAGGCGGAGAUAUGUGUCGUGGAGUGCGUUAGCGAAGAUGAACUUGCGCUCUUCCUCCACCUGAGCGGAGCCUCAGCUGUCUCAGACUGUGGGAGGAUUCAACCAGAACACAUUGCUUCUUUGACAUUUUGUCGACCAAUACUUCUGGGAACCCAUAGAUACGUUCACAUGGCGUUUCCAGAUUCCAGGGAACAGCAGCCCUGUAAUAUCAUCAUCUGUGGCUUGGGUGAAGGGCAAACGGAUCAAUAUGCAGGUGCUGUUCAGGAUGUUAUUCGUAUGCUGCGUACAACAUGGGAGCCCCUGGGUGCAGCUACUAAAGCUCCAUCCUCUAUUUGGCCAGGCUGCGUCAUACCAGCUGGUGGUACUUUUGAGCUUCUCUUAUGCCGCGCCCUCCUACAACAUGGCCACUCUCAUGCCAUUUCUAAAGAUAUACCUGUCGUUUGCCAGCUCCUGGCAGACGCGAUACUGCAUCUUCCCCGACAUAUUCACUCCGGCAAUGCAAGACGUUUCUUACAGAUUCAAUCAAAGGUCUGGAGCUUUCCAGACAGAAAUCCUUUCCAACCUGAUGGAUUGUUAUGCGAGCCAGGCUUUAGCCAAGGACAUUGUGAUAAUAAAAGCUUUCAAGGAGACUCUGAACCAAGUAUGUAUUGUUCAUUAGUCAACAAUAUGAAAACGCUAUCAGGACUUGAGUCUGUUUCCUGUAAAUACCAUCUCAUUUUGGCUGUGCUGCAGUGUGUCAAAAACCUCCUCAGAUUCGAUAAUGUGUUUCACACACCCACCGAAUUGCACCCAAAAUCACUCAAACUCACUUAUUCCUCUGAGGAUGAAGACUGAGGUUUUUGACCUACAGCUAAAAAACAGCUGAAAGCUAAAAUCAUGUCUGUUCGUCUUCUAUAAAUGUGACUUUUAAUAAUUUGCAUUUUUCAUGGAAAUCAAUACUCUUUGAAUAUAUUUCUGGAACACUUUUACCAGGUAUCUACUAAGGCCUUAACCCAUUCAUUGUGUAUGUGCUGCCAUGGCGCAUUGACAAAACGUCAUGUCGCGCCACCUCGGGGCGGAGUUUUGCCGCUACAGCAGUGCUGCCCAGAUUGACUAAUUUUCAAGUCGAGCGCAGCACUGCCAUGACGUCAGACGUCCAAUAGGAAACAUUGUGGUAAUUUCAGAUUGGAAAGAGCAAGAUAUUUUAAUGGUGUUGUAGGCUUCAGUGAAAAUCAUGGAGAAACUUAAAGAAGCCUGUUGUAAAUCUCAAAGUGGUCUCCAAAUAGCUGUAGCUGAUGGAGGAGCUUGAACUCACAGGCACGGGGAGAACAUGCAAACUCCACACAGGCAUAGCCAGGGAUUGAACCCCAGUCCUCAGAACUGUGCGGCAGACGCUCUAACCAGUCGUCCACCGUGCUGCCAGUAUUGGAACAGACAUUAUUAAAUUAACUUAAAGUGAAUGAUAUUUCAUAUUUGGCAUAACUCUUACUUGCAAAAACUGCAUCAAGCCUGCGACCCAUUGACUUCCCCAGACUGUUGCAUUCUUUAUUUGAAAUGCUUUUCUAGGCCUUUACUGAAGUCUCUUUCAGUUCUUAUUUGUUCCUGGGGGUUUGUCCCUCCAGUUUCUUCUUCAGGAGGUAAAAUGCAUGCUCUAUUGGGUUAAGGUCUGUUGACUGACUUGGCCAGUCAACGGAAAACCUUCUGCUUUUUCCCCUGAUGAAGUCCUUUGUUCUGUUGGCAGUGUUUUGGGUCAUUGUCUUGUUGCAUGAUGAAGCUUCUCCCGAUUAGUUUUGAUGCAUUUUUAUGUAAAUUGACAGACAAAAUGGUUUUGUAGACUUCAGAAUUCAUUCUACUGCUACCAUCAUGAGUUAAAUAGUCAAUAAAGACUAGUGAGCCCGUUCCAGAAGCAGCCAUGCAAGCCAAGCCAUGACAUUACCUCCACCAUGCUUCACAGAUGAGCGUGUGUGUUUUGGAUCAUAAACAGAUCCUUUCUUUCGCCACACUUUGGCCUUUCCAUCACUUUGGUAGAGGUUAAUCUUGGUCUCAUCAAUCCAUAAAACCUUUUUCCAAAACUUUUGUGGCUCAUCUCUGUACUACUUUGCAAAAUCCAAUCUGGCCUUCCAAUUCUUUUUGCUGAUGAGUGGUUUGCAUCUUGUGGUAUGGCCUGCUUAUUUCUUGUCUCAAAGUCUUCUUCGAACAGUGGAUUGUGAUACCUUCACCCCUGCUCUGUGGAGGUUGGCAGUGAUGUCACUGACUCUUGUCUUUGGGUGCUUCUUCACAGCUCGAACAAUGUUUCUGUCAUCAACUGCUGUUGAUACCCUUGGCCGACCUUUUGGAUGUCUGUUGCUCAGUACACCAGUAGAUUAUUUCUUUUUCGGGACAUUCCAAAUUGUUGUAUUGGCUAUGCCCGAUGUUUGUGCAGUUGCUCUGAUCGAUUUUGCAUCUUCUCUCAGCUUUAAAAUGGUUUGCUUUUCUUCCAUAGACAGCUCUCUGGUCUUCAUAUUUGCUUAACAGCACAUGUAGUUUUAACAGGUGAACCCAAAAACAAGCACUAUCUAAUGUUUAGGCAAUCAAUUUAAAAGGCAACACCUGAGCAACUAGAAACACCCCUAAAUCACAUGUUCCAAUAUUUUUGCUCACUUGAAAAGUGGGUGGCUUCAAGCAAAAGGUGCUCUGUCCUGAGUUGUUUAACACAUCUAGAUGUAAAUACCAUGAAAUAAAAGCUUGAAUUAUGCACUUUUGUCUCAUAUUCCUCUUUUGAUUUGAAACCCAAAUGUCUCAGUAUACGACAAAAACCAAGGAAUUGCCCUUGCCAUUCCAAUACAUUUGGAGGGGACUUUAUACUUAAAGCUGUCUUCUGCGAUUUAUGGCUCCCCCUAACGCUGGAAUUCAGCUUUACAACAAAGCCUUCGUCACUUCGAUAUGAUGUAGGCUAAAUGUUUGUCUGGCCCCCUCCUCCUCCUUCCAACCCCUCAUGCUUUCUCCUUUCUCUAUGCCUCAGUUGACCUGCACAUUGUCCUUGUUUGGGCCUGCCUGUUUGUAGGUAAAAUAUGUCGUUUCCGCUACGUCAUUUUAGAGCGCCACCAAGUGAUCCAGCGCGGAAAUGUGUAGGAUAGUCACUAAAUCUAAUAAAAAUACAUAUUGAAAAUAUAGCAAGACUUGUCAGAAGCUGAUAGGGUUAAUCAGCAUUCUGUCAUCUACUCAUGUAGUGGCUUGUGUGAAUUUUUAUUUUAUUUUUUUAAACAAAACAUAGUUGUGUAUUAUAGCUUUAAUUGAAAUAACAUCACAAACCUUAUCAAAACGUCUUAUAUAAAUUGUCCAAAAAUAUUACAGUAGUCAGUUCAUUUCAAAUCAAUGUUGAAAUGUUUUGCAGCAUUUUGUCUAUAAAUCUGACGCUGUUCAGCUUUUCAGAUGUCAUGUCUGCUCCGUAUGACAGUCUGUGCUGUGGUAGGGAUACGUUAUAUACCACAAGACAUGGUAGUAUCAAUCAUACGUACAUGGUAGGUUAAUAAUUACGACUGGUAAUUCCAAGAAAAAAAUCUUGUUUGAGGUGUGGUGUUUUGUAUAUUAACAUAAGUAGAGGAUUGUUAAUAAUUAGGACACUGUGUUUAUUUGAGUAGAGGACACGAUUUGAGGAAAUAUGGGAGGUAGUUGGAAUUGAAAUAAUUUUAGCAAUCUUCAUGGGAUUGUGACUGUUUUUUGUAUGGUUAAAUUAAGGCAAACCUCAAAGCUUGUAAACCAACAGUUUUGAAGCAGUUUUUUUUUAAGACAGGCCAAUUUGUGUCCAUGGGAAGAAGAACAAAGAGCAGCUUUAGGCCUUUCUUGUUGGAAAGGAUGCUUUCACGCUUAUGGCGUCAUCAAAUUAGCAGAUCUGAUUGGUUCCUGAUUGAUCUGAUGAGCCAAACCAUCAUCCUAUCAGCUAACAAGAUAUUUUUGAAAAUGUCUGCCCAUUUUAUCAUUUUAAAUUAUAUUUGUCUUUACCACGCAAAAAUAAUUGUGAAACUAAACUCAUGCUAAACAAACUGUCUGAUGCUAGAGGCUUACACAAGCAUAGAUAGCAUUUCAUACAGUAUAUACAGUAAUUCUACACUUCACAUUACGCCAGUCAAAUGUUAACACUGUUUUCUUUGGCAUUUCCGGUAAUCAAUCAGUGCUCUAUGCUUUGCUUUCCAACUAAAAUUCCAAGUUAGUCAUUAAUCUAUCACUGAAAAUGUGCAGGUCCUCUUCUAGCCCGAGUGUUUACUUUGGCUACUCACCAUGACUGUGACAUGUAUGUUAUAAAUGUUGUUAUUAUUAUUAUUAUUUUUAUAAACUUCUUUCUUAUCUCA